Rhipicephalus microplus (southern cattle tick) is the source of this 2004-nucleotide messenger RNA. It is a transcript of the gene Rad17, whose product is annotated as Rad17 checkpoint clamp loader component. Lineage: Eukaryota; Metazoa; Arthropoda; Arachnida; Ixodida; Ixodidae. The record is from RefSeq and is a predicted model, not a curated record. Gene Ontology annotation, biological process: mitotic DNA replication checkpoint signaling; DNA damage checkpoint signaling; DNA repair. Gene Ontology annotation, molecular function: chromatin binding; DNA clamp loader activity; ATP hydrolysis activity.
GUCAAGUCAAGUAUGAAAUCAAAUCCAAGUUGCAAGACGGUUUUCCUUUGAAUUCUCGCUGCGAAGCUCGCUUUCGCGACUAUCAUGAAAUGGAUUACAGCUUCCGAGAAACUGUAUUAUCUAGCCUAAUGUAAUAACUCGAAGGUAUCGCAUGCGCCCUGCUGUUGGUGCGGCGUAAGAUGAGCUGGGUCAAACCCGCCGAUGGAUUUUGUUUGGAGCCGCCACCGAAUCAAAGCACCCGCAAGCGAGUGACAAGAAAGCGGCCAGCUCCAAAAGACACCGGCGGUCCCGCGGAUCUGGCUACGUCGGAUCCAGUGGAAUCACUUGCCCGCAUCAAUGGAGGCUCCUGGGUGGAAAAAUUCGCUCCAAAGAGUCGUGACGAUUUAGCUGUCAAUCGGGAUAAAGUGGACCAAGUUUCUCGUUGCUUCAAGGAAAAACUCAAAGCCUCUGCAACGAAUGCAGGUGCAGUCAUUCUUCUUUGCGGACCUGCUGGUUCGGGAAAAACAGCGACGCUACGCUGCCUUGCAGCAGAAGAAGGCUUUACCGUCUGUGAAUGGAUCAACCCAGUUUCCCUUACUGCGAGAAUGGAAUUCAAUACAAACUGGGAUUUUGGAAGAAGCAGCGGACAAGUUGAGGAGUUUGAAGACUUCCUUUUUCAGUCGAGUCGCUAUGCCUCACUUCUCACUGGAGACUCUGCAAAGAGGGUUGUGCUUGUAGAGGACAUACCAAACAUUUUUAUCAGGAACGUUGAAAGUCUGCACCGUGUCCUGAGAAUGUGCCAUAGAGUUGCUGUUGCACCUCUCGUAUUUAUUAUCAGCGAUUCGUCCGACAAACUGGAACAUCGGCUCUUCCCCGAGUCUUUUAUCAAGGAACUAGAUGUCACAAAAAUCACGUUCAAUGCUAUUGCAACAACCUUUGUCACAAAAGCUCUUUGUGCGUUGCUUGAUAAAGCUGUGCAAUUGCAAGCCAUCACCCACGAACCUACGGCCGACGAUAUCGAUAGCAUUGUUGCUGCAAGCAAUGGAGACAUUCGUAGUGCCAUCAACGCUCUUGAGUUCUUCUGUUCUCCUCGACAGUGCAUGGGCCCUGUAAAGAGUAAGACUGCUGCAAAGAAACAGUGGAGUGGCGCCUGCAAGAAGCGGCGAAAGAAGGCGGCUAAACCUGAUGUGCUUAAUUGUGGCAUUGGACGAGACGUGCCUCUGACCCUGUUCCAUUCACUGGGCAAAAUACUGCAUUGCAAGCGUAAACAACCUGACUGCUCCAAAACAGAUGGCAGUACUGAAGCAUCAGCUGGUGAUCUUUCCCUGCCAUCAGUGAAGGAUCCAGACAAAAACCCCACUACUGACAUCGCUCCUGAGGAGGUGUUUGAGCGGGCGGCAAUUUCAGGAGAGGCGUUUGCUCUCUUUCUCCAUCACAACAUGCCCGACUUUGCUGCUGACAUUCACACUGUAGCUGAAUGCUCGGAGUGGUUCUGCCAUGGUGAUGUCUUGCUCUCUGAAUGGACUAGUGAGAAUGUGAUGGAAAAACAUGCCAUGUCAGUGGUGACAAGAGGAGUAAUCGCCAGCCUGUCACAGCAGGGUACCAAAGGUGUUGGGUGGAAGCCACUGAGCAAGCCGCAGUGGUCAGCUGCCUUCAGAGAUAUCAGGCAGAAACUUUAUGACCUGCGAGUGGCAUUUAAAGGACAGCACAGUUCAGGACGGGAGCUGCAAUUGGACAGGGUGCCAUACUUAGCUCUGCUUCAGAAAAAUGGACUUCAGUUGUCAAACACCAGGAGAGCACUCGUUGAAGAAAUUGGCACUCUGUCGAACAGAACAUUCUUUCGUCAAACAAGCCUUAACGAGCAAGACACCCUGGAUGACAGCGAAAUGGAACUUUCUGUGAACUACACUUGUAGGAAUGUGGAGGCAGUUUUGGAUGACCAUGACUACUCGGAUGAGGAAAUCAUCAUUGAAGAGUACGAUGAUUGAUCGGCAGUGUCUGCUUUUCUCAAGUGUAGCUACACAC